Molecule: messenger RNA, 3021 nt
Organism: Orycteropus afer afer
Lineage: Eukaryota; Metazoa; Chordata; Mammalia; Tubulidentata; Orycteropodidae
Source: RefSeq, a predicted model, not a curated record
AUGUGGCCCCCUCUUACCCCGCCCCCUGUCGCUAUGUCGGAAGAAACCCGACAGAGCAAAUUGGCCGCGGCCAAGAAAAAGUUGAGAGAAUUCCAGCAAAGGAACAGCACUGGUGUUCCUGCAGGAGUGAAGAAGAAAAGAAAAAUAAAAAAUGGCAGUAGUCCCAAGACAACUUCUGGUGGUUGUAGCCCGCCUGAGGAUGCGCCCAAAGAUCGCACUGCUCCUGCACUGGAACCUGCUGAUGAUACCAUCUUACCUGGCAGUGUCCAUCCUGCCAGUGCUGGUUCACUUAACUCUACUAAUAUGACAUCGCUUCAGAACCAUGAUGCAAACAACGGCACUAUCUCCAUGGAUGAAAAUGAGUCUCUGUCAUCUACUGAGAGUCUGCGACAGAUUUCACAACAACUCAAUGGGCUCAUAUCUGAGUCUGCAUCCUAUGUCAAUGGAGAGGGCCUAGCAUCUUCUGUUAACAUAAAGGAUCUGGAGAACCGGUACCAAGAACUAUCAAUUGCCCUGGAAGCGAGUACUGUAACAAACAAACAACUCAGUAGCAAGAUAGAGGAAUUGAAUCAGCAAAACCAGGAUAUCACGGACCAACGAGAAAACGAUAAAAAAGAAUUUGAGCAAAAGUUUGCAAAGGAGCAAGGGGCUCUCCGGCAACAAUUACAGAUUCACAUCCAGACUAUCGGUAUCUUGGUUUCUGAGAAGUCGGACCUACAGACAGCUUUGACCCAUACUCAGCAUGCAGUGAGACAGAAAGAAGGAGAACUAGAGGAGGUUGCCAGUCGCCUGAAGGCUUCCCGACAGCGCAUCGGAGAGCUGGAGAGAACUCUGUCUUCAGUCUCCAGACAGCAAAAGCAGGCUGAAAAGCACAACAAGGAAUUAACCCAAGAUCGAGAUUCUCUCAGGCUGCAGCUAUUCAAGCAAAGCAACAGCAAUGAGGAUUUAACACAGCAGAACUCCGAGUUGGCGGAGCAGGUUCGAAUCUUAGCGAAACAAAAGACGGCCAUGCAGCAUGAAGUGGAGGAACUGCAAAAGAAGUUAGAAAUGUCAGAGCUCUUACUGCAACAGUUCUCUAGCACUGAAAGCAACCAGGUGUUACAGCAGGCCCAGGCACAGCAGGCCAAGAUGGAGAGACAUGUGGAAGAGCUCACGGAGACGGUUAAGCAACUGCAGGUGGAGAGAGACCGAUAUGUAGAGACUCUGAAAACAGAACACACCAUUUGGCAGCAGCAGAUGCAGCAGUUGUCGGAGCAGGUGCAGACAUUGGGCAAAGAGAAGGAACAUGGCAUGGUUCGGGUACAGGAGCUGGAGGCCAGUUUGGCUGAAUUCAAGAACCAGACAGCUGUCCCCCCAUCUGAGGAGCCCCCUGCAGGGCCCUCGAAGGAGGAACUGCGGCUGCAAGCCGACAAUGAACAACUGCAAAAGGAGCUGGAGAAGCUAACAGGGCAGCUGCAGUUUCAAGUGAAAGAUAACGUGACCCUGAAUGACGAGAUUCAGGAGCGGGAGCAGCGGCUGCGGGAGCUCGAGCGGAUAGCUGAGUGCUGGAAUGAGCAGGAAGCGGCUCGCCAGAAGAUUCUGGAGACUAUGCAGAGUGACCGCAUCACCAUCAGCCGUGCUCUCUCCCAGAACCGGGACCUCAAGGAGCAACUGGCCGAGCUUCAGGAUAGCUUCGUCAGGCUGACCAAUGAGAAUAUGGAGUUGACUAACGCCCUUCAAUCGGAGCAGCAUAUCAAGAAGGAGCUGGCCAAGAAGCUGGGCCAGCUACAGGAGAAGCUGGGGGAGCUGAAGGAGACGGUAGAAACGAAAACUCAGGAGGCUCAGAGUCUGCAGGAGCAGCGAGACCAGUACCUGAGCCAUUUGCAGCAGUACGUGGCCACCUAUCAGCAGCAUGUAGUAUUAUAUCAACAUCUGGCCUCUGAGAAGGAGGAGCUGCAUAAGCAGUUACUGCUCCAGACCGAGCACAUGCAACAGCUGCAGCACGAGGAAGCACAGAGAAAGGCGGCAACUGAGAUGGUCCACCAAGAGUUGCAGCAGACCCAGGAGCACCUGGAAGCUUCCAGCCAGCAAAACCAGCAGCUGCAGGCCCAGUUGAGCCACAUGGCUCUGCCUGAGGAAGGUAAGUAAGACUGCCCAGAAGGAGAAGAGAGAGGAGACGGGCUGAAUGAGGAGGCUCCGCAGCUAGAGCUGAGCAUCCCUGAAGACGUGGAAGGCCGAGACACGCUGGUGGCCUUCUUCAACUCAGCCCUAGCCAGCGCUAGGAAAGAGCAGGCACGGCUGAGGGAGCAGCUAAAAGAGGAAAAGUUACGCUGCCAGCAGUUGACUCUGGAAGCCACAUCCCAGCAUAAACCAGAGGUCCCAGCCCCUGGGCCUGGGGAGGGCAGCGUGUCUAGGGAGACUUACCAGGCUCUACAGGUGACCAUGGAGAAGCUACAGGGCCGAUUUUCAGUUGUCAUGCGGGAGAAAGUGGAUCUACAAGAACGGCUAGACCAAUUAGAACACCGUUGCAUCCAGUUGUCAGGAGAGACGGACACCAUUGGUGAGUACAUUGCCCUCUACCAGAGUCAGAGGGCAGUGCUGAAGGAGAGGCAUCGUGCGAAGGAGGAAUAUAUUAGCCGGCUGGCUCAGGACAAGGAAGAGAUGAAAGUGAAACUGCUGGAGCUGCAAGAGCUCAUGCUACGGCUGGUGGGCGAGAGGAACGAGUGGUACCAGAAAUAUCUAGUCACUUCCCAGAGCUCCACUGCUGGUGAGCACACAGCAGCCCCUCCAGCCCCUCAGGAGCUUGACGCUGCCCAAGGCCAAGGCCUCUGUGAAGUAAGCCUGGCUGAUGAUGUGGAGCCUGUUCCAGGAGGGGCUCUCUCAGGCCAGCCCGCCACUGAGAACGCCACUGCCCAGCAGAUAAUGCAGCUGCUGCGGGAGAUCCAAAAUCCGAAGGAGUGCCGAGGCCUGGGCAAAAACCCAUGCAUUCCGUUUUUUUAUCGGCCUGAUAAUAACGACGAGGUAAAGAUCUUGAUGAUCUGA